AUGCAAGACUCCUUAAACUCAAGUUUAGAUUCUAUAGAAUUAGAAAUCUAUCAUAAGCCUAAUCCAAAGAUCAGAUCAAUUAUAGACUAUUUAAGAAAAUAAAACUUGCAAUUUUGCACGGAUCCGAAAAAAAAAUAAGACAAUUAUUAUGCAAAUUUAACUGAAUCUAUUGGUGUAUUCUCUUUGAGAAGAAAUAAAUUUGUCAAUAGAAAAAAAACUGUAAUCUCAAUAGAUUGUCCAGCUCUCUGA
This is a messenger RNA of Paramecium sonneborni, 249 nucleotides long. Lineage: Eukaryota; Ciliophora; Oligohymenophorea; Peniculida; Parameciidae. The record is from the annotation of a GenBank genome assembly.